Callorhinchus milii (elephant shark) is the source of this 1810-nucleotide messenger RNA. It is a transcript of the gene depdc7a, whose product is annotated as DEP domain containing 7, paralog a. The record is from RefSeq and is a predicted model, not a curated record. The transcript has 9 exons. Gene Ontology annotation, biological process: intracellular signal transduction. Bases 218 to 1762 code for a protein of 514 amino acids. NCBI's taxonomy places the organism in Eukaryota, Metazoa, Chordata, Chondrichthyes, Chimaeriformes, Callorhinchidae.
UGUGAGUGUGUGAGUGUGAGUGUGUGUGUGUGAGUGAGUGUGAGAGUCGCGUUACGCACUCACCCACUGCACCACUCCGAGGCGCAGAUGUAAGUGGGAGCCUCUGUGGGGUUGGGAUCCCACUCUCGUAGUGGGGAUUUCCAUUCAGAAAAAACAACCCCCACUCCGCAGGAAAUAUCCAAACAUUCACUGUCCUCUACAAUGCCGAGUCCACACUAUGGCUCAGUCAGAUUUAGCAGCAGUUAAAAAGCCUUUUCGAGCAACUGAGAUCUGGUGCAGUCUCAUCGCUGCCCUGCAGUCCCAUGUGGAGGUGAAACGCCGCAGACACAACCUGAAGUAUCAUAAUGACUGCUUCCUGGGCUCGGACGCUGUGGACGUUAUUCUGGGUCACCUCCUGCAGAACAGUUACUUUGGUGACGUUGAAAUCCCUCGAUCAAAAGUCGUGCGACUCUGUCAGGCUCUGAUGGACAACAAAGUGUUUGAAGGAGUCGGAACCAGGCUUUUCGGGAAAGAUAAGAAGGGGCUGAGUUUUGAGGACAGUAGCUGCAGUUUAUACCGAUUCACAGUCGAGCACAAGCUCAGCGAUGCUGUGAAAGAGAAACCACCAUAUAUAAGGAAUUCUCCCAUACCAUCCAGAACCCUGUUCGGUGGAUUAUAUCGGAGGCGAGAACAAAUGUAUUUUCCCCAUUCGGUGGAUACCAGUUCCACUGAUAGAUCGUUGGAAGAGCUGCUCGAUAACUUGAGUUUAAAGCCUGUUCAUUCCUCUCGUAUCAAAGUGUCUCACGUGUCACAGCAAGUUGUUAAUGAAAUUUGGCUAGAGCAAGCCACACUACGUCUGCUGCAGCUCAUAGAGCUCCCGAUCCUAGAUUCUCUACUGGAGAGAAAGGAGAACAGACAGAAAACACUGAAUGCAGCCAGCAGUGCAGAGGAUCUGAUUAACAGCAACAUCUUGGACAGAGAAAUACUGAAAGCUUUUAGUGACUCACAGGCAGAUGAAUGGCUGUCGGCUGCAGUUGAUUUACUCGAGUAUCUCCCAGACCUCAUGGUGGUGGACAUCAGCAGGAAUCUGCCCGAACCUGCCUCUGACAUACGCAAAUGCAAAAUGCUGCUUUAUGAUACAAUUGUCAAAUAUUACAGUCAACCAAAGGAACCUCUGCUUACUAACUGCUUCUUUGAUAUUCAUACUGGGAUUACAGAGCUCCUGGUGAAUGGUAAAUCCGAACCAGCAUUAGAAGCGACACAACUAUGUCUAAAGCUUCUGGAUUCCAGGAACCGUGAGGAGCUCAGGAGGCUGUUGUACUUCAUGGCGACCGCUGCAGAUUCUGCAGCAAUUGUCUUACAAAAAGGGGUUGAAAAUAGAAUUGUGAUGAAGAGAACCUUUGGCCCCUCAAUUGUGCACAGUAAGAAUCUGCAGAAAGGAAAAGCAAAUCUUCUGGUUUUAUUUCUACUGGACAAUCAGAAAGAUGUGUUCAAGAUCCCUGGCACACUGCACAAAAUGGUGAGUGAAAAGCUGAUGGUGAUCCAGCGAGGUGGUGAUCCAGAAUACGAUGCAGGGUACACUUUCUGCGAAAGACUCGAUGGCGAGGCGUACGAGAGCAACAUGCGGAGCACGACCAGAGCGGAACUUUUGUUGCUGAUCAAAUCCAUUGAUGAAAACGCUCGGCUCUCUACCAAAGAGAAGAAAAAGAUCCUGAAUCAGUUCAACAAAAGUCACCCGGCCAUAUUUAUUCAAUAUUUCUUCGAUCCGUCGAGGAAAAGUUAACUCUUUCGUCAAGCCGAAUGAUCGCAGUGGCUGGCGCGCGCGGGUGGG